Iphiclides podalirius (scarce swallowtail) is the source of this 318-nucleotide messenger RNA. NCBI's taxonomy places the organism in Eukaryota, Metazoa, Arthropoda, Insecta, Lepidoptera, Papilionidae. The record is from the annotation of a GenBank genome assembly.
AUGCAGUACGCCAUCGCCACCAGAACUCUGUGUCCCGUGUACUUAAGCGAAUGGAGGCACCGUGUCGCGGCCAGUGGGGCGGCUAGCUCACACAGAGCCCGCCGUUGUUUAGGAUGCCGUCUCGAAAGCGAACGCGAUCGAAGCCAGUCCGGCGCGGCGGCGACGCUUGGCCCCGGCUCGACGACCCACACCGGUUUCGCUUUCGUCCGAAGGUCAACGCUGAAUCAGUGCGGACGCGUGCCGCGCUACACCGCGCCCGUUCUCGUAUCGAUAUCGAUCGUUUUGCCCGAAUAUCGACCUAUGCCACUGCGCUGGCUG